UUGCCGUAGGCGCGGCAACACAGUCACAGCGGCGGGACAGCGGUAUAUGUCCGCGGUGGAUUAUGCAGCCCAAUUUUAAUUGAAGCUGUUUACACUGCACGUCAACUAGUGUCAAUUUAUUCAGAAGAGGGGGAAAAAAAGCCUGGGUUUGAUUACAAGCCCGAGUGUUUGGUAGACAAUACUGUUGACGCCGGUUAGCUUUGUUGUGGUAGUGUUGCUUUCAAAGCAUUCCCCGGGAAACUGUGUCAUAUACGUUUAGCCUCGUUGUAGCGCCCCAGCAACAAUGGCGAAGGUGCAGGUGCUGAAUGUGGCGGUUCUGGAUAACCCGAGUCCCUUUGGGAACCCCUUCCAGUUCGAAAUAACGUUCGAGUGCAUGGAGGACCUCCCCGAAGACCUGGAGUGGAAGAUCAUCUAUGUCGGCUCAGCCGAGAGUGAAGAAUAUGACCAAAUCCUUGACUCAGUACUGGUGGGCCCCGUACCUGCUGGGAGGCAUAUGUUUGUAUUUCAGGCUGAUGCCCCAAACACUGGACUGAUCCCUGAAAGUGAUGCUGUUGGUGUAACUGUGGUGCUGAUUACCUGCACAUAUCGUGGCCAGGAGUUCAUUCGCAUUGGUUACUAUGUGAACAAUGAAUACACGGAUCCUGAGCUUCGUGAAAAUCCACCAAUCAAGCCAGACUACACACAGCUUCAGAGAAAUAUUCUGGCAUCAAACCCACGUGUUACCAGGUUCCAUAUAAACUGGGAAGGCUGUGCAGAGCGAAUGGAAGACUCUGAAAAUGUGGAUCCCACGUCAAACUCUAUGCUCCCUCCAUCCUGUCUCCCAGGCAAGGCCCCACCCUUGGGGAUACUACCAGAUAACUCCAUGGACUGCUUAUAGAAAAUACCCGGAAGACGUAGCAAUGACCUGAAAGGUGAUCAAUCGCGGCAUGAGACUUUAUUAAUGAAGAAUGCCUGUGGACAUUCUAGUGUGGAUGUACAAACAUCUUCGCCUUACAGCUGCACUUAUUUUACUGAGGCUUGUUGUCACAAAGGGAACUCUCCCCUUGGCCGUGAGAUGAGUGUUUGUUUCCGAGGAAGAUUACAGGAAUCUCAAUGGAAUAAUCACCAAUAGCUGGGGAGUUCAUUGCCACAAUUGUGAAAGCAAUAUUGAAAUAGUUAAACUCAUGGAAGGGAAAACAGCAGCUCUGAAAUAAUGUUGCUGAGCUGAAAGGGAGGAGUAAGCUGUGGUGUGAUUCUCCUUCGUUCCCUUUUUGUUGGUGCAAAAUGGAUUUGUACCCAUUUAAGGAAUUUCAGCACUGAAGCAAUAGGCAAAUGCAUUGCAAUAUGUUGCUGUACAAGAAUGGCAAAAAUCUGCCAUUAUAUUCGUGUUCAAAUUCCUUAUGCACUUAAACCCUUUCCUACUUAGAUUGUGGUGUUUUGUAUAGGCUGCAUCACUUCAGGUUUUUUUUCAGUUUGCCAUUUUCUGUUCCAAAUAAAAGAACAUUGUAUUUGUUA
Molecule: messenger RNA, 1494 nt
Organism: Scophthalmus maximus (turbot)
Lineage: Eukaryota; Metazoa; Chordata; Actinopteri; Pleuronectiformes; Scophthalmidae
Gene: asf1ba
Product: anti-silencing function 1Ba histone chaperone
Exons: 4
Coding region: 284-877 (197 amino acids)
Biological process (GO): DNA replication-dependent chromatin assembly
Cellular component (GO): nucleus
Molecular function (GO): histone binding
Source: RefSeq, a predicted model, not a curated record